UACCAUUUACGACACCGUGAGCAGAAGCAGGGCAGUUGUCAUAUUUUCCAGCUAUUUUCAGGCGAUCCUGACCAAUUUAACAGGUAGGCUAUGGCGCAGCAGUGCGUGUCAAAGGUGGAACUGACGGUGUCCUGUGAGAAUCUGCUGGACAGAGAUGUCACGUCCAAGUCUGACCCGUUGUGUGUCUUGUUAAUGAACUCAUCCUCAUCGCAGUGGUUCGAGGUGGGCCGCACUGAGAAAGUACAAAACUGCCUCAACCCAAAGUUCGCCAAGAAAUUUCUGUUGGACUACUAUUUUGAGGUGGUGCAGAAGAUUAAGUUUGGCAUUUAUGACAUUGACAACGCAACGGUGGAUCUAAGUGACGACGACUUUCUUGGGGAGUUUGAGUGCACACUUGGCCAGGUUGUGUCCAGUAGAAAGCUGACCCGUCCAUUGGUUCUGAAGAACAAGAAGCCUGCAGGAAAAGGAACCAUCACGAUUUCUGCUGAAGAGAUCAAGGAUAACAGAGUGGUGAACUUUGAGGCAGAAGCCAGGAAACUUGACAACAAGGAUUUCUUCGGAAAGUCAGAUCCUUACUUGGAGUUCUACAGACAAAUGGACUCGGGAUGGCAGCUUGCUCACCGGACAGAGGUGGUGAAAAAUAAUCUGAACCCCAGUUGGAGGCCCUUUAAAAUCCCCUUAAGGAGUCUGUGUGGGGAAGAUAUGGACAAACCUAUUAAGGUGGAAUGUUACGAUUAUGACAGUGACGGGUCACAUGACUUGAUCGGGAUAUUUGAAACGACUCUUACACGCUUGACAGAGGCUUCGCGUGCAUCGCCGGCUGAGUUUGAGUGCAUAAAUUCAAAGAAACUACAGAAGAAGAAGCACUACAAGAACUCUGGCAUUGUGGUCAUCAAGCACUGUGAGAUUACGAAGGAGUACACAUUCCUGGAUUACAUCAUGGGAGGAUGUCAGAUCAACUUCACGGUGGGUGUGGACUUCACAGGGUCUAACGGUGACCCUCGCUCUCCUGAUUCGCUGCACUACAUCAGUCCCAACGGGGUCAACGAGUACCUCAGUGCCAUCUGGUCUGUCGGCCAAGUCAUCCAGGACUACGACAGUGAUAAAUUGUUUCCUGCAUUCGGAUUUGGAGCCCAAAUUCCACCUAACUGGCAGGUUUCCCAUGAGUUCCCUCUGAACUUCAACACCACCAGCCCCUACUGUCAGGGCAUUGAAGGAGUAAUCGAGGCGUACAGAGUAUGUCUUCCUCAAGUGCGUCUUUAUGGUCCCACAAACUUCUCCCCGAUCAUCAACCACGUGGCGAGGUUUGCCUACGAUGCUGCCAGCCAGAAAUCAGCAUCGCAAUACUACGUGCUGCUCAUCAUCACAGAUGGCGUGAUCACAGAUCUGGACCAGACCCGGUCGGCCAUCGUGAACGCCUCGCGUCUGCCCAUGUCCAUCAUCAUCGUGGGGGUGGGCGGGGCCGACUUCAGCGCCAUGGAGUUCCUAGACGGAGAUGACGGCCGCUUGCGCGCCCCCAGCGGAGAGACGGCUGCCCGCGACAUUGUACAGUUUGUGCCUUUCAGAAACUUCCAGAAUUCUCCUAAGGAGGCGUUGGCCCAGAGUGUUCUGGCUGAGGUUCCUGGUCAGCUGGUCUCCUACUUCAACAUGACCAAGCUCCCUCCGCCCUCCCAGCCCGCCCCUCCAGCCCAGGAAUGAACUUCUCAACAGCCAAUUAAAACGCCACAUGCAGAGACCACGUCCAUUGUGAGCUGUCAGUCAAACUGUUCUCCUCUCCAAGCCUCUGCAGCCUCUGCACACACACACACACACACACACACACACACACACACACACACACACACACACACACACACACACACACACACACACACACACACACACACACACACACUCACACACACACACACACACACAUCCCCUUCAUAUAGCCCAAAUGUUAGGGGAAAGCUAGGAUGAAUGAAAUGCCUACCUAGAGUCCCUUACAAGACUGUAAUUUGUCCUCAAAUACUGUUGUUGGCUCCUAUAGAAGUUUUCCAAAUUCUCAGGCACAAUAUGAGCAACUCCCCAAGUGCCAAUAUGUUUAACAGUAUUAUUAUGUUGAUUAUACAAUAUGCUUAAGCUAUAUUCCUAGGACGCUAUACAUUGACAUGCCAUUAGCAGGCGUUUUGGCAGAUGAACGUGUGUGUGUAAAAUUGACGUCAGAAAAGAAACAGCAGCGUUUUCUUCAUCACAUGUCCACUUCAUCCUGGCUCUCCUCAGUACAAACAAAUGGAACACAGCCUUAAUGCAUCACUGUCAUCCUCUGAGCUACUUGGACUGUUAUUCUUCUAGCUGGGUUAUUAAAACUGGAGGUGCUAAUUUCUCUUGUAGGGAAAAGACUGCACUAAAACACACACACACACACACACACACACACACACACACACACACACACACACACACACACACACACACACACACACACACACACACACACACACACACACACACACACACAAGCACACACACACACUCUCUCUCUCUUUGGCUUCUUGUGUAAAUAGCAAUCGCAUUUGUAUAGUAAAUUGUCAUAGAUAACUGCAAACAGGAAGACCUCAAUGUUACUUCAAGUGCUUUAGCAUGUGCAUAACGCUAACUCUCAGGCUUACUUACGUACCUACCAAAGUUUCCCGAAAUUCCUAUGAGCACAAGAAGCAAACAUCCCCUAAAGUAUAGAGUUGGGCAAAAGUUGUUUGAGUUUACAGAGUUUUUAAAAAAUGUUUGUGGACCUGGUUCAUUGAAAGUUGGAGUUAGUUGUGCGAUUUGGAGACCAAGUAAAAAGCAGGGACUUUAUAAGCUGCUAUGUCUGUUGAUCAGUCCGUUGCAAACUGAUUUUCUUCUUGGCGGGUUUGCAUGCCAAGUAGGUCUGUUGACCUAUGUGGAAAGACCAUACCUUGACCAAGAUGUAGCCACCUUUUUACACAGACGAUCUCAUAUUCCAUCACCUAGUGCUUAGCUAGCAUCUUUUAUACAAUAGUGCGGAAUCAGCAGUAUGUAACAUUUAGCCUGCUGGCUGAAGUUCAUCUUUCGCAUGGCAUGCAGGUAGGCUAUGGCAUGGCAUGCUGCACCACUCUGUUACAAAGCAGAUACGGGCGAGAUAAGAGCGUUGUAAAUGAGCUAUCUCUGAUGUGGAAGUCCUACAUGAACAUAGAGCAGCAGUGGCUUACAAAAUAAUAAAUGGGAUCAAAUGAAGUAUUUUGUCAGUCAUCAGGUUGUAAUGGUCAAACAUUUCAGUUCUAUGUGUUUACUGCUGCCCAGUUGGUCCAAUGUUUAGGUCCCGCUUUGCCACCUCAUUUCCAGGAUUUUUCAGUUCAGGACUAUGUCUAGUGAUUGACAUACAUUAUGCAACAAUCCCCAGUAAACAAAAAGAGUAGAGCUAGUCCUAGACCUAGAUUCGAAUCUGCUGGAACUUGGUAGCCACCCAGUGGAUGGAGAAGGGACACUUUUGAUAUUUUCAGUGCUGCUGCAAUCUUAAGUACAGCAUUGAUGUAGCAGUAUAACAGCACAUGCACUUAAAAGUGACCUAAUUGUUUGUUUAUGAUACCCACUCCUCUUGGGAAACAAGUGUACAGUACACAGGUCCAAUAACUAGACGAUCUCUGUCGAAAAGCCAUAUCAUGUCUGAUUAGCCAAGGAGUUCACAAUUAAAUAGCAAAGUCAAUAAAUAGUAGUGUGUUUUUGUAAUAAAAUAGACAUCUGUGAUGAGAAUUGAGACGUUGACCAUAGUUGAGAAGAUAAUGUCAUGUAAAGUACUGUCAAGCAAAUGAGUUUAAAGAAAUAUAUUACUUUUCAGAUAACUUAGCUGCUUACCCUUUUAUUAGCACUUUGUCACUCCAGAAUUGGGAAACUUUCUCAAUCAUACAAAUGGCCUUGUGUAUAUAUCUUUCAGAUGUAUUUACUUAUAUCCUCUCUAGUAUCACGCCCUUGUCCUAAUGUAAUAGAUGCCAAAGUUUCAUCUCAGUAUUAAUUUGUUCGUUUUAGUGCUUUUUGCCAAUUUAAAUGUUAUCUCAUAUUUUACUUGUUUCAGCAUCGAAUUAGUUCUGUAUAUAUUUUAUCAUACAUUCACUUAUAUUUUGUAUGUGUUUUUAGCACGUGUAUUGCUGUUUUUUACUAAGAGUAUCUGUCAAGCAGAGGGAAAGACAUCAUAAAACACCUCUCCUUCUCUUCUGUUUACACACACACACACGCACACGUGCGCGCACACACGCGCACACACACACACACACACACACCAGGGCUUGACAUUAACCUUUUCACCCACCGGCCACUGUGGCUAGUGGUUUUCCCGAGUCACUAGCCAUUCAGGUAAUCCACUAGCCACAGAUUUUAUUAAACAUUUUUUUUUAUCAUAGUAGUGCUGGUCUAACCUCAGAAGAUGAGGUGCUAAAGCAAGAUGGGUGUAUAGCUAUCUACAUGGAAGCAUAUCAAGUAAAUAGAAAACUGAGUUACUGAGAUUAUUCUUGAACUUAUUCUUGAACAACUAAUUGAUACACAAGGGGCAAACAACAGAAUAUAGGCUGCUAUGAUGCGUAUGCCAUUCCAAGGAAUAAGCGGCCAGCCAAAUUGGCUAGUGACACUGAAAGUAUUACUAGCCACAGCCAAGUUUUACCAGCAUUUGGCCGGUUGGCUGGUGCCAGUGUCAAGCCCUGACACACACACACACACACACACACGUGCGCGUACACACACAUGUAUACAUAGACCCUAUGACCAAACAUUCACAACAAGUCAGAAAUUGAAGAGUCAUUGAGAACAGAAGUUACUGCAAAAUAGACCCUGUCACAGAAAAUGUGACUUAUAAAACCAUGUGUUAUUCAACCAUUUUGCUGAAAUGCAAAAUAGAUGGCAAUGGUGGUCAAAUUCAGGGUCUGUUUUGCUGUUACCAAAGGUGCCACUAGGAUAGGAAAAGUUAUAUUGAUUUGAAGAGCCCAGUGUCCCAUUGGAGCCUCAGUGAGAACAAUAUUGAUAACAUUAUUGAUAAUGUUAAUACUAAAUAAGAGCCCCAAAAUAUGAUUGAUAGGUAUGGCACAUAAAUUCUAGUGGGACCAUAGCAGUACUUACAGUAGCUAGGAUAUGAUAGACAUCACAAGUCAUUGUAUUAACCGUAUGCAUCCUUCUGCGUGCUCUCUCCGUAGUUUACUGACAGGGUCUACAAAUGUGUCAACAAAUAAUUUCAAUUAACGUGAAAAAAGGGGCAUUACGACUGAUCACUUGUAAUCUGAAAUUUAACAGAAGUCUCAUGUACUUGAUCUGAAUAUAUGAUUCCAUUGUGUGAAAUGUGUAUGUCCCAAUUACAUUCUGAAAUUAACAAUUGAAACAUCUGCAACAUAAGUGUGUGUAACAUGAAAGCUGAAUAAAUGCUGUAUGUAAUUA
This is a messenger RNA of Engraulis encrasicolus (European anchovy), 5415 nucleotides long. Its product is annotated as copine-3-like. NCBI's taxonomy places the organism in Eukaryota, Metazoa, Chordata, Actinopteri, Clupeiformes, Engraulidae. The record is from RefSeq and is a predicted model, not a curated record. The coding region runs from base 91 to 1698 and encodes 535 amino acids. Gene Ontology annotation, molecular function: receptor tyrosine kinase binding; calcium-dependent phospholipid binding. Gene Ontology annotation, cellular component: plasma membrane. The transcript has 16 exons. Gene Ontology annotation, biological process: ERBB2 signaling pathway; cellular response to calcium ion.